AUGGGCAACAUCCUCUUCCUAAUCGGUCUCCCCUUAAUUCUGGGUCCAUCCAAGACCCUCUCCUUCUUCGCGCGCCGUCAAAAGCUAACAGGAACCGUAACUUUCGCCUUGGGCAUUUUGCUAAUCCUCUUCCGCCGGCCGCUCCUGGGUUUCUGCGUCGAGCUGUAUGGGCUCUUCGUGCUGUUCGGGGAUUUUUUGAUUACCCUUAGCGGGUUUGUGGGCGGAUUGCCGGUGGUGGGACCUCCAUUGAAGCAGUUAUUGGUGUUUAUUGGAACGGCAGGGGGGAGAAGUGGUGGAGGUGGCAGGGAGCUGCCGGUUUAA
Molecule: messenger RNA, 321 nt
Organism: Paracoccidioides brasiliensis Pb18
Exons: 2
Coding region: 1-321 (106 amino acids)
Biological process (GO): retrograde transport, endosome to Golgi; endoplasmic reticulum to Golgi vesicle-mediated transport
Cellular component (GO): COPII-coated ER to Golgi transport vesicle; endoplasmic reticulum; Golgi cis cisterna
Source: RefSeq, a predicted model, not a curated record